AUGACGUUGCGGUACUUCCCCAAUGGUGUGGUCCUCCUGCUGAGCGCGUCCAUCGGUCGUGGUGAUGACCUGGGAGAGCAGGCCAUCAAUGUCGGCGCGUACACAGCCACCGUCAUGGCGGGUCUGGCCACCCACUCGCUCAUCGUGCUGCCCCUCAUCUACUACUCCUUCGUGCGCAAAAACCCGCUGGUGUUUGCGCUCCACGCAUUCGUCACGGCCUUCGGCACAUCGGACAGCGGGGCGACGCUCCCUGUGAAAUUUAUGUGCCUCGACCAGAACAACAAGCUUGACAGGCGCGUCACGAAGUUCGUCGCACUCAUCGUUUCGGCCUUCAAGCUCCCCGGUACCGCCCUCUACGCCGCCAUCGGCACCAUAUUCAUCUCCGACCUGAGUGGCAUCGAGAAGCGGUGCCGCACCUAUGUGAACGUCUCGAGCCAGUCCAUAGCAGUUGCCAUACUUCACCACUCUGUAGACGUGGAGUUGAAGGGUAACCAGAAUGCUCUGGAGCACUGGCCGGAUGAUGAACUUACCCUGGAGAGGAAGUACACUUCCAACCGCUAA
Molecule: messenger RNA, 561 nt
Organism: Rhipicephalus sanguineus (brown dog tick)
Lineage: Eukaryota; Metazoa; Arthropoda; Arachnida; Ixodida; Ixodidae
Product: excitatory amino acid transporter 1-like
Exons: 4
Coding region: 1-561 (186 amino acids)
Biological process (GO): L-glutamate transmembrane transport
Cellular component (GO): plasma membrane
Molecular function (GO): neutral L-amino acid transmembrane transporter activity; glutamate:sodium symporter activity; L-glutamate transmembrane transporter activity
Source: RefSeq, a predicted model, not a curated record